CGUGCUGCGCGCAACCCUCGCGGAAGUGACGGCAACGCGGCGAUGGCGGCUCGCAGUUUCAUUCCGGAUUUCCACUGGACUACAAACCGAUUUUAACCGGGCCGGUUAGACUUUGGGCAACUUUUGUACAGCCGUCUGUCUUCGGACGCCGCGCAGAGUGAAGUCGCGUUGAACCGGCGCCUGCCUUUGAGCGGCCUCACAGGUUUUUUGGGGUAUUUUCGUCCUCGGUUCAAGGUGGUCACCCUGCCGAGCUAGCGGUAGCUCGGAGGCUACGAGCUAACCUGAGAUAGCUCCUGAGCUAGCCUGUCAACGAGCUGCGUGCUAAAGGUCCACACAGCAGCAGCUCGGCUCCUCCUCGGACCACGUCCACGUUUGUGUUUCGCAGCUAAAAUGCCCUCUGUGUAACGUUUAAGGUGCCACAAGUGUGCAGAGCGAGGUACUCACACGUUUGCUUGGCCUCUUGUUAAUUUAAAGUGCUCGUUGUUUUUGGCGGCUCACUAGCAGGCAAGUUGCUUCAGUAAUUGCCCCCAGCAGCUUGGGACCAAAGCGUGCUACCCUCUGAGAGUUAAAGUUGAGUUGCUGUGGGGGUCUUUGCGUGCUCGUCAACAUGCUGAAGACCCGGCAAUGUUUACUUGGCAUCCGCACUUUUCUCGGCGUAACGUCGAGAAUAUGGGGCUUCAUCAUGUACAUCCUCAGGAAGCACCUACGGACGAUAAUCCAGUAUCAGACGGUGCGAUACGACACUUUGCCUCUGUCACCUAUCUCCAGAAACAGACUCAAUGCAGUAAAGAGGAAGAUUCUGGUUCUGGAUCUGGAUGAGACGCUGAUUCACUCUCACCAUGACGGGGUCCUCAGACCCACAGUGAGACCUGGCACGCCGCCAGACUUCAUCCUCAAAGUCGUCAUUGACAAACACCCCGUCAGAUUCUUCGUACAUAAAAGGCCACACGUCGACUUCUUUUUAGAAGUGGUGAGCCAAUGGUAUGAGCUGGUGGUUUUCACAGCCAGUAUGGAAAUCUACGGCUCAGCAGUGGCAGACAAGCUGGACAACAACAGGAACAUCCUGAAACGCAGAUACUACAGACAGCAUUGUACAUUGGAUCUAGGUAGUUAUAUUAAAGACCUGUCUGUAGUACACGAUGACCUCUCCAGUAUUGUCAUCCUGGACAACUCGCCUGGUGCUUAUCGUAGCCAUCCAGACAAUGCAAUACCCAUCAAGUCCUGGUUCAGCGACCCUAGUGACACAGCACUUCUUAACUUGCUGCCUAUGCUGGAUGCACUAAGGUUCACUGCUGAUGUCCGCUCCGUCCUCAGUCGAAACCUCCACCAGCACCGGCUCUGGUGAUUGGCUGAAUCGAGAGGGGGUGGGGCUUGUUGACCAGCCUCUUCCUCUCUGCCGGCUUCCAUCCUGUCCUCCGUUCCCACACAGACGACCCACCAGCCCUCUCUGAACUUCUCAGACGUGUCCUGGGGAGAUGAGGGUUGGGGUGACCGCCUAACGCGGGAUGAACAGUACGGGAUCAUCAGAGCCCAGAAACUACUGAGGAGGGAGGAGGAGCCAGCUUGUUUUUUUGUUUUUCUUCUUCUUCUUGAUUCUUUAUUUGUAUUUUUUUUUUUUUUUCCAAAACAAAACGGAGCCUCUCUGCCUUAUCGCUCCUGAUACUGACUGUGUGCGUAUGAAGGUGAGCUUGUGUACGUGAGUCGGAGUAUGCUUGCCGAGUUCGUUAGUCCCUUUUUAAACUUUUUUGACAAUUGGGAGGUGGGAAAGAGGAGGAUCAGCAAAGCAACAAAGACAAUUCUACGUUAUUAUUUCUUCUUUUUCUGCAUCAUCACCAGACAUUGCACUUCAGCAGACGACUCAUCAAUUUUACGGUCUUAACCUCUCGGAGCAACUGAGUAGGGGAAAGUUAGAAAACCGCCCCUUUUUAGAUCAACCCCACAUCCCGACGGUGAUUCAUUAAUUGCUGAGGUACGUUUCUUUUCCCCCUGAACAACAAUGGAUGAACUAAAAUGGUGUAAUUGAUGGACUUCUGCUUGCAACGUACCAUCCACAGGCGUUUUUCUGGACAAAUAGCCGAGCAGCCUGAUAUUUCUUCUUUUUUGUUUUUUCUCAGCCAUAACUUUCACUCUUUCCCCAAAGCUCGUCAUUGGACUCGGUGAUAAAGACAACUGAAAAGUAAAGAAAAAAAGAAUGGCUUGUAACGAUACGUGGACUGCCGUGCCGCCUUUCCAUAUCUGAUUGUUUCUCUAUUAUAAUAUAUGAUAACAUGACUUCUGCAUACCAUGACAUUUCGCUCUCUCCCUUUGACAUUCGAUGCCAUCCUGAUUUCAUCUAAUAGGAAUUGCACUUAAUUUUUUUUUUCUCCCCCCCUUCUGUUUUUUGUUGCAGUUGGUUUUGUAUUUGAUUCGAAUUCGCAGCCCCCCCCCCCCCUUUCAGUUUCGACCCGCUCCGCUUACUGUAUGGGUUCAACUAUUAGACCCUCCGUCUUUAAAUGCCUUCUGAACAAUGUCAGUCUCGUCAAGGCUCACAGCGGCUUCUUAUUGGCUCUGUCUCCAGGUCUGUGUUACUAAUAAAACACUUGUCAGUAUCGACCA
Morone saxatilis (striped sea-bass) is the source of this 2595-nucleotide messenger RNA. Its product is annotated as CTD nuclear envelope phosphatase 1A. NCBI's taxonomy places the organism in Eukaryota, Metazoa, Chordata, Actinopteri, Moronidae. The transcript is spliced from 8 exons. The coding region runs from base 608 to 1345 and encodes 245 amino acids. Gene Ontology annotation, molecular function: protein serine/threonine phosphatase activity. The record is from RefSeq and is a predicted model, not a curated record.